GGCCCUGAGGGAGCAGAUACGCAGUGGUUGCUGGGUGAGCGUGUACUGGGUUGUAGAGGGAGAGAUGGCAGCUGCAGCAUCAGGAGCAUCCAUCUGUUAAAACAGGAGCAGCUCAGGCACUGGCCCUGCACCCUCCAGGGGAAGGAGGCACAAUCUUCCUGUCGAAACCGGGCCCUUCUGGGCUCCCCGCCGGGUGGCUGCUUGGUUUCUUUCAGGCAAGGGAUGGAGCACAUCAGAACCCCAAAGGUUGAAAAUGUCCGCUUGCUAGAUCGGAUUUCAUCGAAGAAGGCAUCAAUUGGUUCACUGUAUCUGACGGCAACACAUUUGAUUUUUGUGGAGCAUUUGUCUGACUCCCGUAAAGAAACAUGGAUACUUCACAGUCAGAUCUGUGCUGUGGAAAAGCAAGCAACUACAGCAUCAGGUUGUCCCCUGCUUAUUCGCUGCAAGAACUUCCAGGUCAUCCAGUUUAUCAUUUCACAAGAAAGAGACUGCCAUGAUAUUUACAUUUCGUUAGUUCGUUUAUCACGUCCAGUAAAGUAUGAAGAAUUAUAUUGCUUCUCAUUUAACCCGAAACACGAAGGAAAUGAAAGAGAACAAGGCUGGAAUCUCACUGACCUCAAGGCUGAAUACAACCGCAUGGGUGUUCCUAAUAACUUAUGGCAAGUUUCACAUGCAAACAGAGACUAUGGGGUCUGUGACACAUACCCUGCAGAGUUGUACGUACCAAAGUCAGUUUCUACACCAGUUGUAGUGGGCAGUUCCAAAUUCAGGAGCAGAGGUCGCUUUCCUGUUCUCUGUUAUUUCCGGCAGGAUAACAAUGCUGCUAUUUGUAGAAGCAGUCAACCUCUAUCAGGUUUCAGUGCUCGGUGCCUUGAAGAUGAACAGAUGCUUCAGGCCAUCAGGAAGUCAAAUCCAGGAAGUGAUUUCUUAUAUGUUGUUGAUACUCGGCCAAAGUUAAAUGCAAUGGCAAACCGAGCAGCAGGAAAAGGAUAUGAGAAUGAAGACAACUAUUCAAACAUUAAGUUCCAUUUUAUUGGGAUAGAAAACAUCCAUGUCAUGAGAAAUAGUCUGCAAAAACUACUGGAUGUCUGUGAGCUUCGAUCUCCUUCAAUGAGUGACUUUCUAUGGGGUUUGGAGAAUUCUGGCUGGUUGAAACACAUUAAAGCCAUUAUGGAUGCUGGAAUAUUUAUUGCAAAAGCAGUUGCUGAAGAAGCAGCCAGCGUGUUGGUUCACUGCUCAGAUGGUUGGGACAGGACAGCACAGGUUUGCUCCAUAGCAGGCCUGCUACUUGACCCAUUUUACAGAACUUUAAAGGGAUUUAUGGUUUUAAUUGAAAAAGAUUGGGUUUCCUUUGGACACAAGUUUAAUCACAGAUACGGUCACUUGGAUGGUGAUCCCAGGGAAGUUUCACCGGUUAUUGAUCAGUUUUUUGACUGUGUCUGGCAGCUGAUGGAGCAAUUUCCAUGUGCCUUUGAGUUCAAUGAAAGAUUUCUGGUGCACAUUCAUCAUCAUGUCUACUCUUGCCAAUUUGGCAACUUUAUUUCUAACAACAAUAAGGAGAGCAAAGAACUAAGAAUUCAAGAGAAAACUCAUUCACUAUGGCCUCAUCUAUGGAAAAAUGGUAUAGAUUAUAAGAAUCCCCUCUACAGACAAGACCAUAGUCAGACUCAGGGAGUUUUGAGACCGCACACAGUUCCAUCCAACUUCAGGAUGGGGGUUUUCAAGACUGGGAGCACAUUUUUAAGGUUUUGGAGAAGCAUGUACAACGGAUUUGAAAAAGGCAUGCAUCCUCGACAGUCUGUUACAGAAUUCUUGAUGGCUGUUAAGGAAGAAACCCAGCAACUGGAAGAAGAACUUGAAAUACUGGAGGAGAGGUUAGCAAAACUGGAUCAAUCCAAUUUGAGAAAAAGAGAAGAAAUCAAGCAACUUCAUAAACUGGAAAUCUCUACUUUCGAUCAAUGUUUAGCUAACACUCCUCAGGACUACACUGACAAUGGGAAACCAUUCAUUUCUUGUAGCCCUUCACAAGCAGAUGAAGAUUCAGAGACUACAAUUCUGACACAAGGUAUAAAGCAUUCAGACACUGAUCUUUCUGGCAAUAGUGACCAGGAAUCAGGUGUUGCUGACUUGAACUGCAGAUCACCAAAUGGUGGAGACUUCCUGUCUAGUGAAGACAACAACAAAAAUCUGUCAGUAUGCUCUGAAGAACUUGCCUUUGCUGUUGCAUGAGAAUCUAGUGAUACUUGCUAAUAACUCAAACAUGGGAACAAAUUUUAUACUAAACUACAUACUGGUAAAUAAGAGAUUGCAGGUUUUUGAUAUUGUUUUAAUUUGUAAAUCAAUAUAAUCAUUCAGAAGGUUCAUUUACUGUUGGAGUUAUUUAGAGAGUUGCAAGGAGGAGUGAGUGUCUGAGCUGACCACCCUGGAGUCAGGCAACUUAUCCAACAUGUCAAAGAAAUUGGUUACGUGAGCAGUACAAAAGUUGCAACUGAAGUGAAAUGAAGCAGCAGAUAGAAGGAUCUGAGCAGAGAGUCUACAGUGAGAAGAAAAUAGCACUUUAAAUAAAAACGUCAUCUAAAAGGGAGCAGUUAGGAUCUCCUUUUUAAUUAUAACUAGAUCACUAUUUGAGGGUAUAUCUCUGGAUUUUACAUGCUACAAUUGUUUUGCAUGAAUUAAGUGAAUUGUAUUUGAACACAAUGUACUACUUAGAAAUUUAAAUUACUGUAUUUGAAAGCAAACCUUAUGUGCUUACAUUUAGAUUUUCAUAUCUAAAGAAAAAUCUUUGAAAUUGAUUUUACAUUUAUCACUAAAAUGUCUGCAAAGGAAAUUCAGGUAAAUGUCAAAUGAAUAUGUAGAGUCAAAAACAUGAUGCCCUCUAAAUGUACCUUUCCUUUGAAAAAUAAAUUUAUUCUAUUUAAUUCUGAAA
Stegostoma tigrinum is the source of this 2926-nucleotide messenger RNA. It is a transcript of the gene mtmr7b, whose product is annotated as myotubularin related protein 7b. Gene Ontology annotation, biological process: phosphatidylinositol dephosphorylation. Gene Ontology annotation, molecular function: phosphatidylinositol phosphate phosphatase activity. Lineage: Eukaryota; Metazoa; Chordata; Chondrichthyes; Orectolobiformes; Stegostomatidae. The transcript is spliced from 15 exons. Bases 223 to 2229 code for a protein of 668 amino acids. The record is from RefSeq and is a predicted model, not a curated record.